Messenger RNA from Marasmius oreades (fairy-ring Marasmius), 1017 nucleotides. RefSeq lists its product as uncharacterized. Gene Ontology annotation, cellular component: endoplasmic reticulum. The record is from RefSeq and is a predicted model, not a curated record. Gene Ontology annotation, biological process: fatty acid elongation. Bases 1 to 1017 code for a protein of 338 amino acids. NCBI's taxonomy places the organism in Eukaryota, Fungi, Basidiomycota, Agaricomycetes, Agaricales, Marasmiaceae. The transcript is spliced from 7 exons. Gene Ontology annotation, molecular function: ketoreductase activity.
AUGGACCCCAAACAGGUCUUGCGUGUCAUCCAAGGCCUAACACGGAUAUAUCCAUGGCCUGUAACGUUUCUUCUGGCGGUCGGGUCAUUGAGCAUUGCAAAAAUCGUAUACCAGACGCUCUCAGUCAUCCUUCAGACUUUUGUAUUGCCAGGCACUAGUUUGAAACGCUUUGGGGCAAAAAAAGGAGCCUGGGCUGUUGUCACCGGUGCCACGAACGGCAUUGGAAAAGAAUUCGCGUUUCAGUUAGCCAAGUCCGGUUUCAAUGUGUUUUUAGUUGCAAGAAACCCACAGUUACUCGAAAGCACGGCUAAGGAUAUCGCUACGAAGUAUUCUGUAUCGACCAACACAUAUUCGGUUGACUUUUCCCGAUAUGACCAAACCAUUUACGAUAAACUUGGUGCUGCUCUCGAAGGUUUGGACAUUGGCGUACUCGUGAAUAAUGUCGGGAGAUCGCACAAUAUGCCCGUUUAUUUCGCUGAAACGCCCAAGGAAGAAAUGAACGAUAUCGUGGCUAUUAAUAUGAAUGGCACCUUGCGCAUGACAUACGCCAUUUUGCCGGGUAUGAUACAACGGAAACGUGGACUGAUCCUGAACAUUGGUUCUUUCGCGGGAGCAGUUCCAUCUGCGAUGCUAGCUACUUAUUCUGGCACCAAGGCCUUCUUGAGCACGUUCACUGAUGCACUUGCUGAAGAAGUUAAACAGCAUAAGAUCGUCGUGGAACACGUUAACACGUACUUCGUGGUUUCAAAGCUUUCGAAAAUUCGCAAGGCGUCUGUUCUCGUUCCUCAGCCUGCUCCUUACGUUCGCUCCAUCCUUUCCAAGAUUGGACUUUCUUGUGGAGCAGCCUUCAGCGGUAGACCACACACAUCAACACCAUAUUGGUCUCACGCGUUACUAAAUUAUGCGAUGACCCUCCUCGGUGGCCCUAGCCAAUGGAUCAAUUAUACUCACAACUUACAUAAAAGUAUUCGUCGACGUGCAUUACGAAAAUUAGAGAGGGAAGGCAAGUCACUAUAA